AUGCUAUCCCGCCCCGCCACCAAGAUCCCCCUCACCGCCGACGACGUAGCAGCGUACGAGCAACGCCAGCUGGCCCGCAAAGCCCGCAACAAGUCGCAGGAGCUGGGCGACUUUGACGACUACGGCAAGAAUGACAGUACGCCUGAAAUGACACCGGCAGAGGAAGCGAGAGCCGUCAAGGCCAAGAUGAGCAGAGAUCAACGCAUUGGAGUCGGCGGCUCGAGAGGUUGAUGCAUUGGGGAUACUAUUCGGUACCGCAAUGCAAUACCUCCUACAACAGGCCAGAGCAGUCUGCUUCGAGCCACAAGACGAGGUGGACCAAUUCCUGGCGUGCCCAGAGCCUCUCCUUGCUGCUGGUAUGCUUGGCUGCAUGCAUUGGAGGCCAGAGGGAUGAGUGCCAGCCGCCCGCAUUCCAGCAACAACAAUUGCUUCCGUCUUGCCAUUUUCGCCCUCGACUAUUCCAAUUCUUCUCAGAGUACCUUGCGAGGCUUUUCUGCGUCCACGAUCGGCACAUCGCGCUCUGGCGCUCACACCUGUUAUUCAACAACCUACUCAUUAUGGUGUUUGCUCACCACAGCCUGAGGGCGGCAUCGCUCAUUGCCUUCAUCUUCCUGCUGUACACUCUGUUGCCAACCGCUCAAGCCGACCUCCAUGUUCUUGAUCUGGACGACUCGCUCAACGUCCCACUGUCCUCUUCGGAGAUGCGCUUUGAGCUGAACGAUGCCGGCAGUCCCAAAUUGGGGCCUCGAAUAGAAAAGUACGACUAUCUGGCCGCGAGCGAGAUGCCCGCCGAUAGUCGCAAACUCGCAAAGCGUUAUGGCUCUGGCGAGCCCUUCUGGUUCUCGCAGAUCAAACGCCAAGGUCAACCUGCAUAUGGUCGCAAUGCCACAUAUCAAGUCUUCCGGAACGUGUUGGACUAUGGCGCCAAGGGUGAUGGUAUCACUGACGAUACAGAUGCGUUCAAUGCGGCAAUCGCGGACGGCAAUCGCUGUGGAUGGAUGACCGGUGGCUACAUUGGCGGGACCCAAACCUACGGCGGGUACUACGGGUGCGACAGUCAGACUACCACGCCUGCUAUCGUUUACGUCCCCGGUGGUAGAACAUACAUGAUCUCCAGCCCCGUCAUCAUGCUGUACAUGACACAAAUGGUCGGCGAUGCCAACGAUCUACCCGUCGUCAAGGCCACCGCCGAUUUCUCGGGUAUUGGUAUCUUCGAUUCUGAUCCCUACAUCAUCUACCAGACCCAGUACUACCAAAAUCAGAACAACUUCUAUCGACACGUCCGCAACUUUGUUUUUGACACCACCGGCGUACCACCCACCACGCAGGUGCACGGUCUGCACUGGCAGGUUGCGCAGGCCGCCAGCCUCCAAAACCUGGUCUUCAACAUGCCUGUGGGCACCCCGGGAGAUGGCAACAUGCACAUCGGCAUCUUCAUGGACAAUGGCUCUUCUCAGUUCUUCGAGGAUAUCAUCUUCAUUGGCGGUCAGUAUGGCUUCUUCGCUGGCAACCAACAAAUGAAUAUCCGCAAUCUUACCUUCUACGGCUGCGAGACCGGCAUCUACCAGAACUGGGGCUGGAUUUUCGUUUACAAGGACAUCACUUUCCACGACUGUGGUAUUGGUUUGGACAUGACCGGCACUCCGCACUCGGUCACCAUCCAAGAUUCUGACUUCUACAACACCCCUAUCGCGAUGACCACCAACUUCUCAGACUACAGUGUGCCCCCUGCUGCCAACUCGCUGGCCAUUGACAACUGCUUCUUCGACGAGAAUACUCCUAUAGCGCUUGCAAGCGCCAACGGCAGUACCAUCGUCACGGGAAAUCGCCGUGUGGAGGGCUUCGUGCAGGGUACUUCCUACACCGCAUACGAUACCACUCACGUCGUUGGUAAUAUGGACUGCUAUGGACCACAAACCGUAUACUCCCGCGUGCAGCAAGAGCAGCCCUCCGCUCCAAAGGCCGCGGAGCUGCUCAACUCCGAGGGCAAAUUUCCAUCUAGAGGCCGGCCGCAGUACGAAGGGGUGCCGGUCGAGCAGUUCAAAUCUAUCAUGGACUAUGGGUGUAGCAAUGAUGGUGUCACCGACGUAACCACCUGCGUACAGAACUUCUUGAACUCCAUCGACAUCGCUGGCGGGGAGAUUGCAUUUAUCGACCACGGCGCGUACGUCAUUACGGACACCAUCACCGUCCCCAACGGCAUCCGUAUGAUUGGCGAGAUCUGGCCCUUGUUCAUGGUCAGCGCCGAGGCAGGUAAGUUCCAGGAUCAAUUCAAUCCGCAAGCUGCGUUCCUCGUCGGUCAGCCAGGCGACCGCGGCGACACUGAGAUUGUCGAGAUCUUAUUCGAGACUAGGGGACCCGUGCCAGGCGCCAUCAUGAUGCAGUGGAACCUUGAAUGCACGGGGCAAAUCAGCUGUGGCGUGUUCGAUUCCCACUGGCGUGUCGGAGGCAGCAAUGGAACGCAGCUGCAGAAUUACAAUUGCAUCAAGCAGCCCAAUGUGGCCCACGGCGCAGAUCCAUCUUGCUGGGUCUCUUUCAUGCUUGUUCACAUCGCUCCGUCGGCACGGAACGUCAUCUUCUCGCACAACUGGCUCUGGGUGGCUGACCACGAGCUCGACCUGGACGGCAAGGACCAGAUUGAUAUUUACAAUGGACGCGGCAUGCUCAUUGAAUCGCAAGGGCCAUUCUGGAUGUACGGGCCUUCGAACGAGCACUCGGUGCUUUAUAAUACUCAGAUCGCCAACGCAAAGAACAUUUACUUGAGCAUGGCGCAAAGUGAGACUGCGUAAGUGCCAUUCCCCUGCCAAUCCUCCGACUCUUGUUGCUGACGUUUUGCGCAGGUAUAUGCAAUCCAAUCCGAACUCGCUCUCCUCCUUCACGCCGCAGACGGCAUGGAGCGAUCCGACGUUCGAGGACUGCUUCAGCGCGCGCUGCUUCAAGACUCUCGGUCUGCGGAUCUACAACUCUUCGUAUGUGUACAACUACGGCUCCGGUCUGUAUUCUUUCUUCGAGAACUACGACUCGGCCUGUAUCACCACGCACAACUGUGACGAGAGGAGGGUCGUCAUCGACAAGAGCGAAGCGGUGUAUAUGUACAACAUGAACUCGAUUGCCGCAAGCUUUCUGUUCGACGUUGACGGCACGGAACUGGUGCCGUAUCUGAACAACCAGGGCACGUUUGCGGACACGGUGGCUUUCUUCGAGUACCCGUAG
Molecule: messenger RNA, 3213 nt
Organism: Lecanosticta acicola
Lineage: Eukaryota; Fungi; Ascomycota; Dothideomycetes; Mycosphaerellales; Mycosphaerellaceae
Source: the annotation of a GenBank genome assembly